Messenger RNA from Lasiodiplodia theobromae, 1215 nucleotides. Its product is annotated as Replication factor c subunit 2. Gene Ontology annotation, cellular component: nucleus; DNA replication factor C complex. Gene Ontology annotation, biological process: DNA-templated DNA replication; DNA repair. Gene Ontology annotation, molecular function: ATP hydrolysis activity; DNA binding; DNA clamp loader activity. The transcript is spliced from 2 exons. The coding region runs from base 1 to 1215 and encodes 404 amino acids. The record is from RefSeq and is a predicted model, not a curated record. Lineage: Eukaryota; Fungi; Ascomycota; Dothideomycetes; Botryosphaeriales; Botryosphaeriaceae.
AUGGCCAACUUUUUCGAUCUCAAGGCGCGGCAAGCUGCAGCCGCCGCCGCAAGCUCCUCCAAAGCUCCUACCGCCAAGCCUGAGACCAGCAGCCUACAGCCCUGGGUCGAGAAAUACCGUCCGAAGUCCCUCAACGAUGUCAACGGUCAAGACCACACCGUAACCGUCCUUUCGCGCACCCUCCAAUCAUCCAACCUCCCGCACAUGCUCUUCUACGGCCCCCCGGGCACCGGCAAAACCUCCACGAUCCUCGCCCUCGCCAAACAACUCUACGGACCCGAGCUCAUCAAAACGCGCGUCCUCGAACUCAACGCCUCCGACGAGCGCGGCAUCGCCAUCGUCCGCGAAAAGGUCAAAAACUUCGCGCGGCAGCAGCUGUCCAACCCGCCGGCAGGGCCCGCGGGCGUCGAGUAUCGCAAGCGCUACCCGUGCCCGCCCUUCAAGAUCAUCGUCCUGGACGAGGCGGACAGCAUGACACAGGACGCGCAGAGCGCGCUGCGCCGCACCAUGGAGACGUACUCGCGCAUCACGCGCUUCUGCCUCGUCUGCAACUACGUCACCCGCAUCAUCGACCCCCUCGCGAGCCGUUGCUCCAAGUUCCGCUUCAAGAGCCUCGACGAGGGCAGCGCCGCCAGGCGGCUCGAGGAGAUUGCGGGCGCCGAGGGCGUCACGCUGGGCGAGGGCGCGGUCGAUGCGCUGGUGCGCGUCAGCGAGGGCGAUUUGCGGAAGGCCAUUACGUUCCUACAGAGCGCGGCAAGGUUGGUGGGCGCCGUCAAAGUGGCGGAGCAGCAACAUCCGAAGAAGAAGGGAGCGAAGGUCGUAGACGAGGAUGACGAUGCGAUGGAUGUGGAUGAGCAGGGCGGUGGGAAGAAGAAGCCCGUUUCGGUGCCCGUGAUCGAAGAGAUCGCAGGCGUGAUACCGGGCCCAACAAUGGAGCGGCUGUAUGAGGCCAUGCAGCCCCGCGCGAAGAGCAAAGUCUACACCGACGUCGCGCAGGCGGUUGAGGACAUGGUGGCAGAUGGCUGGAGCGCGACGCAACUGGUCGCACAGCUGUACGAGAUGGUCCUGUUCGACGAAAAGGUCGAGGAUCUCAAGAAGAAUAAGAUCACCCUGGUCUUCUCCGAGACGGACAAGAGGCUGGUUGAUGGUGCAGACGAGCACUUGGAGAUCCUGGAUUUGUGCUUGAGGAUCGCAGGCAUUCUGGCUGAUGGUUGA